This is a messenger RNA of Cucumis sativus (cucumber), 1938 nucleotides long. RefSeq names its product polyol transporter 5. The record is from RefSeq and is a predicted model, not a curated record. Gene Ontology annotation, molecular function: carbohydrate transmembrane transporter activity. The coding region runs from base 206 to 1774 and encodes 522 amino acids. The transcript has 3 exons. Gene Ontology annotation, cellular component: membrane. Gene Ontology annotation, biological process: transmembrane transport. Lineage: Eukaryota; Viridiplantae; Streptophyta; Magnoliopsida; Cucurbitales; Cucurbitaceae.
UUAGUCAAAUCCUCAUAUACAUAUUCAAAGUUUUGAAAAACUACCACUCUUAAUUAUAUAUAUUUAUCACUCGAGUACCUACCAUGUUUAUAACUAGAGUGAUAAUGAACUUUUAAGACCAAACAAAAAAAAAAGUCAAAGUUGUUUUCAAAUUUCAUUAUAUAAAAGGAGUAUUUGUAACUACAAACUUCAGAAACUCAAUUAUAUGAACAAAAACCCUUUUUUGCUUUCUUCUUCAGCACCAAUGGCUCACGGGAAAGAUGAAACGACCUUCUCAAUUUCUGAUCAGUCUGCUCCUCCUGCAGCGAAACGUUGGAACAGUUAUGCUUUUGUUUGUUCAACCAUGGCUUCCAUGGCUUCUGUCUUACUCGGUUACGAUAUUGGUGUAAUGAGUGGAGCAGCGAUUUUCAUUCAAGAGGAUUUUAAGAUCUCCGACCUCCAAGUGGAAAUUCUUGUUGGGAUUAUUAGUCUUUACUCUAUUCUAGGCUCGAUCGCAGCCGGGAGAACGUCGGAUUGGAUUGGCCGACGUUACACGAUGGGCAUUGCUGCAGCCUUCUUUCUUGUGGGAGCUGUUCUCAUGGGCUUGGCUACCAACUACGCAUUUCUCAUGUUCGGGCGGUUCUUUGCGGGCGUAGGCACCGGGUUUGCUGGAUUGAUUGCUCCUGUUUAUACAGCUGAGAUUUCUCCGGCGAGCUCUCGCGGUUGCUAUACCACAUUUCCUGAGAUAUUCAUCAAUGUGGGGAUAUUGCUCGGUUAUGUUUCGAAUUUUGCAUUCUCCAAGCUCCCAACUAACUUGAGUUGGCGACUCAUGCUAGGAGUUGGCCUAAUACCCUCUAUCGGAUUAGUGAUAAUUGUCCUAGUAAUGCCUGAAUCACCACGUUGGCUUGUUAUGAAAGGCCGAAUCGAAGAAGCCAAACGAGUCCUCGAUAAAACAUCCCUCUCCAUUCAAGAAUCUCAACAAAGACUCCUCGAUAUAAAAAACGCCGCGGGUACAGACGACGUCAAUGCCGUUGUUCCAGUUUCGACUCCCCACAAACAAGGCAGAAGCGUUUGGAAAGAACUCUUUAUCCACCCAACUCCGUCUGUCCGCCAUAUCUUGAUUGCUGCUCUUGGACUCCAUUUCUUCCAACAAGCCUCCGGUAGCGAUAGUGUCGUUCUUUACAGUCCAAGAAUCUUCGAGAAGGCUGGAAUCACCUCCUCUGAUCACAAAUUACUGGCCACUAUCGCCGUCGGAAUCGUCAAAGGCAGCUUCAUUUUAGUAGCCACAUUCCUCCUGGAUCGAGUGGGACGCCGACCGUUGAUCCUCACCAGUGUUGCUGGCCAAACAAUUUCACUCGUCAUUCUAGGAAUCAGUUUAACAAUCAUCAAUAAUUCAGAGGUGAAAGUGAAGUGGGCUAUAGUACUAUGUAUAACAACAGUACUGUCCAAUAUGGCAUUUUUCUCAAUAGGACUAGGCCCCAUGGCGCCAGUUUACACGUCCGAGAUAUUUCCGUUACGCCUGCGCGCUCUUGGAGUGAGUGUGUCUGUGACCUUAAAUAGAAUUGUAAGUGGAGUUGUUGCAAUGACGUUUUUGUCUCUGUACCAUGCGCUUACCAUUGGCGGCGCGUUUUUUCUAUACGCCGGGAUUGCAGCCGUGAGUUGGCUAUUUUUCUUUCUGGUUUUCCCGGAGACAAGAGGUCAAAAUUUGGAGGAUAUCGAAGCGCUUUUUGGUAAUUUCCCUUGGAGAUCAAAGAAAAAUAAGGAUGCAGCCAUGGAAGUGGAACUAGAAGGAUGAAUGUUAAUGGGGAAUUGGAGAUGAUAACUCAUUCACUUUGUCUUAAAAUUAAAAUUUGAAUUUAAUUAUGUUUCCAUUAAACUUCCUAUGUUAAUACUAUAUUAUAUUAUAGAAAAAAAUAGUCAAAGUUAUUUGUCGUUGUUAUACAUCAAGUUGAUAUUCUA